AUGGGUACAAUUGUGCACUCAGAACUUUGGCCCCAUGGCCAAAUGGUUUAUGCUAUAGCGUUUUUUCUCAUAGCCACUAGUGUGGUUGCUAAUAGGCCUUACAUCCAUGAUUCUCCACCACCAGCCCACUACCAAGCACCCUACCCUCCAGACCAUUUGCCACCAACAGACCUUGAAGAAGGAUACUAUCCUUUAGCUACAGGCAAUAACAAGUCACCUCCUCCUGGUGUUAAUAAAACACCACCACCGCCAUCUUUAUCAACUUCCCCUCCCAAUGUUGGCAAUUCACCACCACCCUCACCAUCCCCUCCUCCUCCUCCUAAUGGUACACCAUCAUCUUCCCCUCCUCCUCCUCCUAAUGUUACACCAUCAUCUUCCCCUUUACCAUCACCACCACUCUCGCCACCCCCUCCACCUUCUUCCAUUUACAAAUUUCCACAUCCAUUUUUACCUCCCUAUUUUUUCAAAUUACCACCACCAUGUUCUCCAUAA
This is a messenger RNA of Quercus lobata, 492 nucleotides long. RefSeq names its product extensin-like. The record is from RefSeq and is a predicted model, not a curated record. The transcript has a single exon. Lineage: Eukaryota; Viridiplantae; Streptophyta; Magnoliopsida; Fagales; Fagaceae. The coding region runs from base 1 to 492 and encodes 163 amino acids.